Solanum pennellii is the source of this 1573-nucleotide messenger RNA. RefSeq names its product B3 domain-containing transcription factor NGA3-like. The record is from RefSeq and is a predicted model, not a curated record. Gene Ontology annotation, molecular function: DNA-binding transcription factor activity; DNA binding. The transcript has a single exon. NCBI's taxonomy places the organism in Eukaryota, Viridiplantae, Streptophyta, Magnoliopsida, Solanales, Solanaceae. Bases 240 to 1118 code for a protein of 292 amino acids.
CACAAAGAGGAAAAUAGGGUAGAAACAGAAGAGAAAAAGGGUGGUGAUCUGAGUUAUAUAUAUGGAAAUAGCAGAGACUGGUUGGAGUUGGGAGACUGUACAUACAGAAAGUGAAGUAGACACAACAUAAAUGAUAAUAGUCAUAUAUAGCACCAGAUCCCACAAAAACAAUUACUAAAACUUUUUUCAAUCUCUUAACCCUAGAGCCAUUCAUUUUUCUAGAUCUAUACAUUUUGAUCAUGAACUUGUUUAAUAGUACGAUGAUACAAGAUGAAGCAUCGGAUUCAGCCUCAUGUUAUUACAACCAACAACUUAAAAGGCCUAGUAGUAGUACGGAGCUUAUGUUGAUGGAUUCAUCGUCUACUUGUGAUGCGUUGGUUGAAAGGGAACAUAUGUUCGAUAAGGUAGUUACUCCUAGCGAUGUUGGUAAGCUGAAUCGUUUAGUUAUACCUAAACAACACGCGGAGAAGUAUUUCCCUCUUGAUUCGUCUAGUAACGAUAAGGGGGGAUUACUAUUGAAUUUUGAAGAUAGUAAUGGGAAGCCAUGGAGGUUUAGGUAUUCGUAUUGGAAUAGUAGUCAGAGCUAUGUAAUGACUAAAGGAUGGAGUCGUUUUGUUAAGGAGAAGAAACUUGAUGCUGGUGAUGUUGUUUCAUUUCAGCGCGGUGCUGGUGAGUUGUCUAAGCACCGUCUCUUCAUUGACUGGCGUCGUCGUCCUCAUCAUGAGAAUGGAAAUAAUCAGUUUAUGUUACCGCAUCAAUUUUCUGAUGGGAGGAUCUUUCCUUUACAGUCUUAUCCAACAACAUUUUCGCGUAAUUAUUAUAAUAAUCCUCCACAUAGUUAUUACAUGUAUGGAAUUGGUAACUCCAGUGCUAGUACUCCUUACUACAGUUUCAACAACAAUACUAGUGUGAUGGUUAAUGCAAGUCAUUUUGAUCAUAAUCUGAUGAAAUCAACUAGCGUUGAGGAGCCAAGGGUGUUCAAUUCGGUACCAGUGGUUCAAGGUAAAGUUGCAGCAAAACGUUUCAGGUUGUUUGGAGUAAAUAUGGACUACCCAAUGCCCUCUGAAGAAUCAUCGGAAAAAGGCAAGUCAUCCAUGUCCUUCGAUUUGGAUAUCUGAUAUGUAGCAGAAUCAAGAUUAUGCAUAUACUAUCUUAUAAUGUUCAUGGGAAGUCUUUGAGAUAGAAAGAUCAGUAAUUUCAGGUCCAAUUUGUGUAUAUUUAUCAGUACUUUAGACAAUUGAGAUCGUCGAGGAUGAAAUACUACUAUUGCUAGAUCCUCUGAAUGCUAGUUAUUUUAUGAUUGAUUUCUCAAAUGCAGGCCCUGCAGGGCAGGUUAUGACCCUGAUCUAACUUAUUUGUAUAUGAUGCACCUGACUUACACUGUUAGAGUGGGUAAAAGUCUUACACUGGUUAGGUAAUGGAUUAGUGGUCUGCUUAUAUAGAUUUGGAUAAUUCUCAUGCGCUAGCUUUUGGGGUUGAGUUAGAUUCAUGUGUCAUAUCAUUACGGACUGGGAAGCUUAAUUCUCCUUGUUUUUAUAAUCUUAUAAAGAUGGAUCGCUCGCUCAUGAUUUCA